CCAUUUUAUUCUUACUCUGCUAUGAUGUAUUUCGCUCCAUUCCUUGUUUUUUUCCUUACACUUUUAAAAUGAAGCUGAUUCACAAAAAUGUAGAAAAAACAGGGUCUGGAGAAAUUACAAUGUAUCCAGAAGAGCCUGAAGACAUGUGGCACCUUUACAAUAUACUCCAAAUUGGCGACCAGCUGAAGGCUUCCACGAUUCGUCGUGUUGUCAAGGUUGGAGCCACGGGUACCACUUCUAAUUCAAGAGAAAAAAUGACCUUGAAAGUUUUGGUAGAAGCUACAGACUUUGAUACAAAAGCCGCUGAAUUACAUAUCAAAGGGAAAACAACCGAAUACCACCCACUCGUAAGGAUGGGUUCAUAUCACACACUGGAUUUGGAGUUACAUCGAAAUUUUACACUUUACAAAAAUGAAUGGGACUCGUUCGCUUUAGAUCGAGUGGAUGCUGCCUGUAAUCCAUCAAGGAAUGCAGAAAUUGGGGCAGUGGUUCUCGAGGAAGGUCUCGCAAAUAUUUGUUUAAUAACUGAUUAUAUGACUAUUAUGCGCCAACGAAUUAAUCAAACUAUUCCCCGAAAACGCAGAGGGGAUAGCAGCGCUUAUCAGAAGGGUUUAAACAAAUUUUAUGAUACUGUUUUUCAAGCAAUUUCUACAGAGCUUGAUUUUGACAAACUUAAAGUCGUUAUCCUAGCCUCUCCUGGUUUUGUCGCAAAAAGUUUAUUCGAUUAUAUUAUGGAAAUGGCAGUAAAAUUGGACCUAAAACACAUUUUCAAGGCGAAACAAAAGUUUUUGAUUCUUCAUUCCAGUACUGGCCAUAUCCAUUCUCUUAACGAAGUACUUAAAAAUUCAAUUGUUGAGUCUAAGCUGGCAGAUACAAAAUACAUUCAGGAAAUCCGCAUGCUAAACAAAUUUUACCAAGUUAUGAAUGAUGAUGACAGACGAGCUUGGUACGGCCCAAAACAUGUCGAAAAGGCCUUUGAAUUUGGUGCUAUUGGUGAACUUUUGAUUAGCGAUUCUUUAUUCCGAAGCUCUGAUAUUGCUACUAGAAAGAAAUGGGUUGGCCUCGUAGAUGCGUUAAGAGAAACCAGUAGUACCAUAUACAUUUUUAGCAGUCUUCAUGAAUCCGGGAAACAACUUGAUUUACUCUCCGGAAUAGCUGCUAUCUUAACAUAUCCUGUGGAAGAAGAAGAUAUAGAGGAAGAAGAAGAAGAAGCAGAAGAAUAAAGCUAACGAAAAAACAACCACAAAAAACUCAUUCUUCACUUUUAUGAUUUUCAAUGUAAAUGAGGGUUGAGUCGAGGAUUUUAGAGUAAUUCUGAGCUGGUUCAGUGUAAUCAAAAUAUAUUCUUUUCGUAUCUAAUUAAUUCAUUUUUACAAAACCACU
Schizosaccharomyces cryophilus OY26 is the source of this 1383-nucleotide messenger RNA. RefSeq names its product translation release factor eRF1 family protein. Gene Ontology annotation, cellular component: cytoplasm. The coding region runs from base 69 to 1223 and encodes 384 amino acids. The transcript has 5 exons. Gene Ontology annotation, biological process: nonfunctional rRNA decay; RNA surveillance; nuclear-transcribed mRNA catabolic process, no-go decay. NCBI's taxonomy places the organism in Eukaryota, Fungi, Ascomycota, Schizosaccharomycetes, Schizosaccharomycetales, Schizosaccharomycetaceae. The record is from RefSeq and is a predicted model, not a curated record.